Calidris pugnax (ruff) is the source of this 544-nucleotide messenger RNA. RefSeq names its product TBC1 domain family member 10B-like. The coding region runs from base 1 to 522 and encodes 173 amino acids. Lineage: Eukaryota; Metazoa; Chordata; Aves; Charadriiformes; Scolopacidae. The record is from RefSeq and is a predicted model, not a curated record. The transcript is spliced from 3 exons.
AUGCCCCUGGGCCCCAGCGGAGCCCUCACCGGCCCCGGUCACGCCGACCCUCCCCCGCCCCGGCGGGGUCCCCUCCCGGCCCCGGCGUUCGCGGAGGCUGCCGCUUCCCCCUGGGGCCGCCCCGGCUGCGGGGACAGCGGGCGACCGGGCGCAAACUUGGGAGGCUCGGCCGCCGUGACGGAGGUUGGGGAGGAGGAGGAGGAGAAGGAGGAGAAGGAGAAGGAGAAGGAGAAGGAGAAGGAGAAGGGGCGGCAGCUGCGUGGCUCCGCGGGCGCGCAGCGGGGCGGCGGCUGGAGGAGGAGGAGGAAAGGAGAAGUGUCGGUGCCGGUGCCGGCGGGUACUGCCGGGGAGCUCCGAAAUAAUGUCGUCCCUGCUGCUUCUGUACAUGCGGCUGCAUACACGCUUGAAACACUGACAAGCCUGAAGGCUGCAGGCACCGGCAGGAUGGAGCAGGCACCAGGACGUUGUUCAACCACCAAGCUGGCUGUGCCCGUGUCGAUCUGCUGGGACAGAGCAUCCUAAAGAGCUCUGUGAGGGGAAGAGA